Molecule: messenger RNA, 7068 nt
Organism: Dreissena polymorpha
Lineage: Eukaryota; Metazoa; Mollusca; Bivalvia; Myida; Dreissenidae
Product: type-1 angiotensin II receptor-associated protein-like
Exons: 7
Coding region: 90-635 (181 amino acids)
Biological process (GO): angiotensin-activated signaling pathway
Cellular component (GO): plasma membrane
Source: RefSeq, a predicted model, not a curated record
UCCAUCCUUGACCUUUGAACUGAAACUUGUGAUGCUGCGUAAUCGUACCUAUAAAAUCAAUUCUCAACGAUUUCAGCUAGGAAGUAAAGAUGAAUCCCCCACAAAUCACUCUUAAAUUGAUUGUGUUCUUCCACUUCAUCUUUACAGUAUGGGCAAGCCAGAUUGGAUUUCUUGGUCCAUCAUAUGUAUACAUGAACCUGUUUACAAUGUCACUGGGGGUUUGGAGCAUCGUGCACCACGAAUCUGCUGAGCCAAUCUUUAUGUUCCUGUUGUGUCACCUGUUCUCCAUACUUCAAGACAUCAUCUUGCUUGGAAUCUAUGAACCCAGGGCCUACAAUAUCUACGAGCGUGAUGGUGUAGAUGCAACAGCAAGAAAUGAGUACAGAUUUUCACUUGGCAUGAGCAUAGUGAACCUGAUAAUCAAGCCAGUCACAGCCUUUCUUAUCUACCGGAUAUACGGAGAGCGGGGAGGUAGCUAUGGUGAUUUCCACAUUCCAGGGGUGGGAAACCUGCCUUCAUUUAACCCUGGUAGUCCAACACGUGGUGCCUAUGAAGACAUUGACACGCCCCCAAGUGCCCCCAGUGCAGACGAACCCAACUUUAACGACCAGUAUAACUCGCCUGAAAAACACUAGUGUCCAAUGGGAGCCUUUUUUGUUUUUUAACUGUGCAUUUUUUGCCAUUAUUGGUAUGAUUGUGUGUAUUGAUACUUUUUUUCCAUAUGGAUGUAUUAUUGUAUUGUACUUUUUUCUCCAUAAAAUUGUAUAAAGGACAGAUCGAAGGGUGUUUACGGUUAAGUAGGUAUAGUUACUGAUAUAUUGUUAUUUAACAUAAUGUUAUAAUUGAAUAGGCGAUCUUUAGGUUUGCUUGAAGUUUUGAAAAUAACACUAUUUGGCACGAACAUUUUUGUGAGUUCAAAAUGGUCAUGGCAUUUAUAUACAUGUUUCACUCUUUAUAGAUUUUAUUUUCGAAUUGUUAUUGCUGCUGUGUAUCGUAAUAUAUAUUUAAUUUAGCACACCAAGUUUUACAAUUUUAUUAGACUUCAUUGUAUUUGUUUUAUUGUAAAUUUUAUGCAUCAAAAUGACUUAUAUAAUUCAUUUUAGUAAACAACUCACUGAAACACUCAAUAUGUCAAUGUCAUAAAUCACCAUUUUCCAUCACUUGGACACAAACAAUUUCUGAUAUAAUAUAUAUGAACAUAGUGAAUUGGCCAUGUGCCCAACACCUGUGAUGUGAACACCUGUGAUGGGGAGAUAUUAUCACAUUCCUUGUUAUGCAGAUUACUCUUGAUAACAUGGUUCAUUCCUAUAAAAUCUGUGAUAAUAAAAAUGGUGAUGUUCAAAAGAAUAAACGCGAUGGUUGCUUAUGCAUAUUGAAUUCCCUGGUCAUAGGAACUAUGUGAUUGUUUAUUACCAAAUUUGUAUGAUUAUUUGACUUAUUUCUAUAUACAUGUAUAUUGGAAAAUAUUCCAUUAUAAAUACUUUCUGCUAAGUUAACCCUUUCAGUGCGGGAACCGAAUUUUGAAGGCCUUUGCAAACAGUUUGGAUCCAGAUGAGACGCCACAGAACGUGGCGUCUCAUCAGGAUCCAAACUGUUUGCUAUUCUGAUAAUAUUCUUUGAAAAAAAAAUCAAAGAAAAAGCUAAUUUUAGAAAUUCAGCACACAACAUUUUAGCAGACGACAAAUUUCCCAGCAUGCAAAGGGUUAAUUGUUUUGAAAGUAUUUCAGAGAAUAAGGCUGUAAUUUGUGAUCAUUAUAAUUUAGAUUCUUAUGAUUUGAGAAGUUUAAGAAGGGUUCACUUUAUUGAACAAACAAGUGUUUUCAGUUCUCUGUAAAUUUCUUUGCAUAAGAUUUUUAAAAAUGUUGUAGUUGAACUCAAGGUGUGUUAUGGUCAUCAAGUUGAUUUUGUCUUAAAUAGGUUGUUCAGUAUCAUUAAGAGUGAAGAGUUUUGUGUCAAGUUCUUGUAUACGGGCUGAUAUUCUUGGGUGUAAUUAAGAAAAUUAUUUUGUUCAAGAAUUGUAUAGCUGAGUAUAAUGUGGUGUACAAAUGAUUAAAAGGAAACAUAUUGUACUGUAUAGACAUUUCAAAUAUAACAAAAUUUUCACAAGUUAAUACAGUACUUAAAUUAUGGUCUAGUCCUCUCUCUGUUCCUCAUCUGACUGUCUGCUUUGGUUAAUUUGUGUGUUUGGAUCAUGCAACGUAUACUGUGUUGUAUUUUAUUAUGCUCCCCAAACAUUUUCGGGGAGCAUAUAGUUGCCAGUUUGUCCUUACUUCCUUACUUCCUUCCGUCACACUUUUGUUACAGUUUCUCAUAGCACCUUCAAUACUUUACCGAUUUUUUUCAUAUUUGGCAUGUAGGUACCUUGCAUGGACCUCUACCUUUUAAUGAAGUUUGAGGUCACUGGGGUCAAGGUCAAGGUCACCGAGGCUAAUAAUAUAUUUUUCUGUCACACUUUUGUUCCAGUUUCUCAUACCACCUUCAAUACUUUACCUAUCUCUUCCAUAUUUGGCAUGUAGGUACCUUGCAUGGACCUCUACCUUUUGAUGAGGUUUGAGGUCACUGGGCACAAGAUCACGGAGGCUAAUAAUAGAUUUUUCUGUCAUACUUUUGUUACAGUUUCUCAUAGCAACUUCAAUACUUAACCAUUCUCUUUCAUAUUUGGCAUGUAGGUUCCUUGCAUGGACCUCUACCUUUUGAUGAGGCUUGAGGUCACUGGGGUCAAGGUCACAGAGGCUAAUAAUAGAUUUUUCCGUCACACUUUUGUUACAGUUUUUCAUAGCACCUUCAAUAGUUUACCGAUCGCUUUCAUAUUUGGCAUGUAGGUACCUUGCAUGGACCUCUACAUUUUGAUGAGGUUUGAGGUCACUGGGGUCAAGGUCAAGGUCACUGAGGCUAAUAAUAGAUUUUUUAGGUGGUGAUUAACACAUAGAUUGACAAAGCGCAUCAUCAAGGAGCAUCCAUGAGUUUCACUGAUAUUCUUGUUAAUAUAUACAUAUCAUUUACAGUAACGGUAUUAAUUGUUGCCUAGUGUAGUGGGUGGUUUCAAUUUUUCAAAUAUCUCAUUUGCAUUAUAGGGACCAUAUUUAUAUUAAGACUGAACACAGGGCCUUCAUAAUGGGACUCUCCUUUGAUUUAUUUUACAUGUAUGGUUUUAAAAUUUUUUCGUUUGUGCAUGGAAAAUAUUUCCUACAAAGACAUCAAAUUUCAGGCAUUGAUUUAGCCAAUAUUUAUUGUUGAUUUCUUCAGCAUUGAUUAUCAAUAUUACUCGUUAAGAACAAUGAGUAUUGAUUAACCCAUGUAUGCCUAGCGUCAAGAAAAAAGGCCUUGGCAAACAGCGUAGACCCAGAUGAGACGCCGCAUGAUGCGGCGUCUCAUCUGGGUCUGCGCUGUUUGCUUAAAGGAAUUUCUGUAAGAAAUAUUCUAAAUAUAGAAAUAAAUAUACUAGACAUCCCUAAUUUUGGAAAUAAAUUGAUCCAAUUUAGAAGGAUGGGAGAGUCCACUAGGCAUAAAUGGGUUAAACGGAAGAUUGAUGCUUAGAUCAGGGUAAUAGUCAUGCCAAGUGCAAAGCAAUUUUCUUUCUCCAGAGGGUUUUCCCAUAAGUGUACCUUGUUUACAUUUCUUGGGGCCAUAGUUGUGUGGAUAAAGAAUAGUUCUGUUUAAGAUUCUCAUUUUUUAUGACCUAUCAGAUAUAUUUGGUUAAAAUUAUGCUAUUAAACAGAAUCAUUGUAUUGUUAGUAAUUAUCGUGAUAGUGAUCAAAUAAAUGAUUUUCAUUAAUUAUCUUUUGAAAAAAUAUGAUUACCAAAUAGUUAGUAAAAAAAGAACUUUUAAAAUGUUGUAUGUCAGUUUAAAGUGUAUUUUAUUACUGUAAGGUUUAUGCAAUAUUAUUUUUUGAGCACUUUGUUACCAUUAUAUAGCCCUCUUGUUUGAAAGAAACAAGAAUAAUACAUGUUAGUUAAACAAACUCAUAUGUUAACUGUGACAAUUGCUUAGCAAUUGCACUUUAAAUAUUGGCAGUUAUAAAGCCCUGAGGGAUGAACCUGUGUUAAUAUAUGUUUACAGUUUAUAACUUUAUUUACUGGUUAUUUUAUGUGAAAAUAAUGUGCAAUAUUUUUAUUUUAUAACAGGUUGAUGGCAUAAUGUUGCAAGCUAUUGUUUUGUUUAAUCAUAUUUGAACUUCUGUUGCUUUUUUGUGUUAGUAAGGUAUACAAUGCAGAAUAUUCCAUACCAUGGGUCUCUAAGUACAAGCUAGCUUUACAUGGUUAAAGGUAUGUGUGUAUAUUUUUUAUGCUAUUUGAGAGUCUGUUUUUGUUGAUAUGUGUGGUUAUUAGUCAAAUUAUUUAUCUCACCAUUAUACAAUUAUCUUUCAUAGUAGUGCAGUUGUCAAUAACUGGCAAAAGCAUGUGCACUGAUUAAACCAAUUAUUCCAGAUAAAAAAAAAGAAACUUAACUUAUCCCCAUUAAAUCACUGAAAAACGUUUCAAAAUGGUGAACAAUUCAAACAAGUAAACACAUAACUUAAAUAUGAUUUUUAUAUGACACUAGACUUGUAUCAUACUAAGAUCAUGUGACCAUUUAACCGUGUAAUCUGCAAGCAUUUUUCGUACUUAUUGUCUUGUUGCUCAGACUAAUGAAGUCACAUUCCAAUAUUAUAUAUUAUGUGCUAGAGUAUCUUAUUUUUCAUUAUGUUUUCUAUUUGGCCUUAAGGCCAAGCCCACAGUAGACACUUAUGCAUAUUCCUAACAUUUCUAUAGUGAAAGUACAUUUUCAUGUCUUGCCUAAUAUAAUUAGUUGUGAAUGAUGGGAUUUCAAAUUGAAUUAGCAUUAAUGAGUCCUGUUCUGAGAAAACUGGGCAUAAUGCAUGUUCGUAAAGUGUUGUCCCAGAUUAGUCUGUGCAGUCUGCACAGGCUAAUCAGGGACGACACUUUCCGCCUUAAUUGGAUUUUUGCUUAGAAGAGACUUCAUUUUAAUCAAAAAUGUCAUAAAAGCGGAAAGUGUCUUCCCUGAUUUGCUUGUGCCGACUGCAAAGGCUAAUCUGGGAUGACACUUAACGCACAAGCAUUAUGCCCAGCUUUCUCAGAACAAGGUAUAAAUGAUCAUCAUAUCUAGACAAGUGUUUAUAGUAUACUAUCACACAUCACUUGUUUUUCUGUACCCAAUGAAGUAAAGUGGGGACAUCAAUGUCCUUCAGACACAGUUUAUUCUAGUUGUAAGUAAGUCUUCUGUAAUUAACAUUACUUUGAAUAUCAUUCACGCUGUAGGUAUGUGAUAUAUAUCUUGUGCAUACUUAUUCCAAAUGUCUGACCAUUAUCAUGAAAAGUGUUGUUUAGUUAUGUAUCUAUAACUGCAUGACUUAAAAAAAUGAGACAAUCAGCGUGUAACCUAUGAAUUGUCUUAAUCCUUAUAAUUUAAAUGUAUUGAUGCUCUUUUAAAGUUGAAGGAGUUUAUAUGUCCACUAAAUCGAUUUUAUUUAUUGCAAACACUUCUAUAAUGGAGUAUCUGUAGAUAUUGAUGGUAAAGACUGAAUGAAUGUAUUGACAAUUUAAGAUGCAUAACAAACAAAAAAGCGUUUUAUAAGAAACAAGGUUCCUGUCAAGGCAUAAUAACAUGUACAGAAUAUUCAACCAGUGUCUAAUGUGUUGUGAUUCAAUUUCAUAUCAUUAUAAGUUAGCAUUUUUCAUAAAAAAAACUUUGUUAUUUUUUGCAACCAGUUAUCAUUUUAAGUGUUAAGGAAAGUAAAAUGAAAGCAUAACUUAUUACAUGACAUAGUUGAUAUAUAAAUAGUGAUAUUUUUAUUAAUUAAGUGGCUGAUAUGUACUGUAGAGGCUGAGGAAAUCCAUAUGCCUGCCUACACAACGGAUUUUUACGGAUAUUCAAUACAAUAGUUAUGUGUUGUGCAUUAAUGGAAUAUAAAGAGGUGAUGGUUAGUUUUGUAUUUACUAUUGUGGGACUUUCUUGUAACAGGUUUGGCAUGUCACAGUUGUGCAAUAUUUUGUGUAAUUUGUAAUGAAAAUUACAACUCACCAGUGAACAAUAAUUGCAAGCAAAUUUUAAACUGCAUAAUUAUUAUGUGGAACAUUUAUAAUAAUAGAAUAAUUGAUUAUCAGGCCGUUGGCAAUAUUUUUGUCAUAUGCUGUAUUCAAAAUGUAUCAUGUCAUUUGAAUUGUUUUCUAGAUGUGAAAGGUUUUGUGAACUGUUUUAUGUUUAAUGUUAUAAUGCCAUAAAUUGUCUAGUGUAUUAUCUUAGCAAAUGUUCUUGAGAAUGGAAAUCUGGCCUAUCUUUACAGUCUGUACUUAAAGUAAGCCCUUUCGUCUAAUUUACAACAAAAAGUGAGCAUUUUCAAUUAGAUCACUUUGUAGCUCUCUCUUAACGCAUUGCAAUAUUAUGCAUUUUAAUGGCUUUAUGCCCCCGGAUCGAAUGAUCGGGGGUAUAUUGUUUUUGGCCUGUCUGUCAUUGUAUGUGUCUGUCUGUGUGUCCCAAAACUUUAACCUUGGUCAUAACUUUUGCAAUAUUGAUGAUAGCAACUUAAUAUUUGGCAUGCAUGUGUAUCUCAUGGAGCUGCAGAUUUUGAGUGGUGAAAGGUCAAGGUCAUCCUUCAAGGUCAAAGGUCAAACAAAUCAAAGCGGUGCAUUUGGGGGCAUUGUGUUUUUGGCAAACACAUAUCUUGUUUGUUGAUAAUCUUCAGUUAUAAUGUGAAUUUCAGUAAAAUAAACUUUUUCAUAUGUUUAAACUUCUUCAUGUGUCUUCAGAUACAGUAAAUCUAUCAUUUGGGCAUCUUCUUGUGUUAAGGUGAAUUUGAAUGUGAAAAAACAACAACAAGAACAUGGCAAAUCUCAAUCUUUUGCUUAUAAUAAAAAAAAAAAAUAAUCUUCAUUUUUAUUAAUGAUGACAGGUUGUUAUCUGAAAACUAUUGAAACUACUUGUUGGAAAAUGUCCAUACAUUUCUUUUUUUCUUUAUCAAAACUAUCAUUUCUAGCCAGAUUUUCCUUAUAUGGUUUUCAGUGCAAUUAUGUGUCAUAAUAAUGUGUCAUAUAUUAUUGGGAUGAAAUUCUAAUAAACUAUUUAUCUCU